Bemisia tabaci is the source of this 6020-nucleotide messenger RNA. RefSeq lists its product as uncharacterized. Gene Ontology annotation, molecular function: anaphase-promoting complex binding. The record is from RefSeq and is a predicted model, not a curated record. Gene Ontology annotation, biological process: mitotic DNA replication checkpoint signaling; activation of protein kinase activity; mitotic G2 DNA damage checkpoint signaling. Lineage: Eukaryota; Metazoa; Arthropoda; Insecta; Hemiptera; Aleyrodidae.
UUAUAAUUGGAAUAUCAUCAUGUCGAGCAAAUAUCAUUGUACGAGUAUUUUGUGCAAGUAUUUAUUCAUUGUGCCUUGCAUUUAGUACCAGUUUUGUUCAAGUACUCAUUCAUUGUGCCUUGAAACGAUCGAUUCGGUUACUUAUUUACUUAACUCUAAUCAUUUCGACACUUCGUACUGUAGUGCUGAUUUAAUUUUAUGACAGUAGUUACGUUUCGCAGCUUAGAUGCAGCUUAGUUAACAUCACUUACCUAUGGCGUUGAUUCUGUGAUUAAUAUCGUAAUUACAAUUAAAGUGAAUGGCUCGUAUCGGAAUCAUUUUUGUUUCCUCCCUUCGCCCAAAGUCUACCAUCGUAUUUCGAUAGAUUUAGUUGUAUUGAAGGUUUAACGCACUCAGAGGCAUGGAAGAAAUUUAUAGUGAGGGUCAGCGCAGAGUACGCGAAAAACAUAUAAGUUUACCAUAUCAUCGUCCAAAACAGCGAUCUCUAGAUGACUUUCUACAGAGGCGGGGCUCGAUGAAAGCUAUCCCUCUCCGGACAUCUGAAGAUGAAAUGAAAGAAGUUUGGAAGCAGUUAGAAGAAAAGGAAAAAGAAGCAGAAGUAUUUUAUAAAUCUGAGGAUGAAUCAGAAGACGAUACAAGUGAUGAGGACUAUUGUCCUGAAAAAGACAAAAAUGCAACAGAAGAAACCAAAGAAACAUCAGAGGCUGGAUGCACUAAAUUUUCUGACGAAAAUGACAAAAAUCAAUGUAACGCAUCAAGUGAAGGAGAGCAAUCAACAAUAAUUUCAGACUCUGCUGUAAGUGAUGAGCCUUGCACUGAAAAAAGUAGUCCUCUCGAAUCUAAUGUAGACGAAAGCACUAAACAGUGUGAUGUUGUGCAAAAUACUGUUGAGUUUUCUUCUGAGACAGCUGAAAAGCUCUCUGAUGACAGUAGUAAAAAAUGCUCUCAACAGGAGGAUUCAACCAAUUUUUCUCUCCACUUACCUGAGUCCUCUGUCACCAGCUGCGCUGACUCCAAGAUAUUGCCAAAUACCAACAAUGCAGGCACAGAUUGUGCAGAUUCAAUCUCUUGUAACUUGACAGUGAAAUCCGUCAGUAAUGAGGAAAGAGAAAUUACUGAAGGAGGAAAAGAUGCAAUCAUGUCAGGAGAUGUAGGGAUGAAUCGUCCUUUACCACAAAAUCAGGAUGAGGCAUCUCUAAAAGAAUCUGCGUUUGUUGAAGUCAAAAGAGAUGAGCCACUCAGUAAUCAGCAGGAAGUCCCACCCACUGGUUAUAGUGAGCAGGUUCAAGACAAAUCCAAAAGUGAUCGCAAAGACAAUGAUGUGUUACUCGACUCUGAUCCUGUGUUCAGUUUGCAUCUUGAAGACUCUCAAGAUUGUCCUAAAAUCACAGCUGAAGACAUUCCCAAGUCUGAAGUCGAUGGUAGCACCAAGAAGGAGGAAGAAAACAAGGGUGUCGAUGAACGCUCAGAAAAAGUUGUAGAAGAUGCCUCCAAGAAAAUAAACUGGGCUAACUUUAAAGUGCUCUUAGAUGAUGAAAUGGAUGAACCAAUUCCGAUGAUCACUCUCAAGCCUAACCCAGAGGGUGUAAUUGUUUUGGAUGUGCCAACCCCCCGUAAAAAUCCAGGAAUUGAAGAAUUGAUGCAAAAAUAUCUCAAACACUCCUCCUUCAAAACUUGCAUGAAACCAAAGCAGCCUGUUCGUUUAAAUGUGGUUACCACCUCAAAAAACCAAGACAAUAAAAUCAAUGGAGUUUACUCUGAGACUUUGACUAUCUCAGCUGAGGAUGAAUCACCUGUAGAUUCUCAAAAUGAGAAACCAGGUGCAAAAUAUACUAGACUUCGAUUACAGUUAAACGAAUUGAUGAAGAAACGAAGACAAGAGGAAUGGCAGAAACGGCUCAAAACACAUCAAGUGGAUGAAGAAGAGAUCGAAGAUGGCGAGAAAUCGGAAUGUGAAGCAUUGCUUGACGAUGAUCAUGAUUACGAUGAUUUUAACCAUCGUGUGACGGAGAGUGAAGACUCGGAUCUAGAGGAGAAUGAUAUUGAUUUGUCCGAGAAGAAGAAGAAGAAGAAGAAAAGUGCUUUUGUUGAUGAUGAAGCUGAGGAAGAUUCAGAUGAGGAUGAAGAUGAUAAAGAUGAAGGUGAUGAAGAAGAUGAUGAAAUCAAAGAAAAUGAUGAAAAAGAAGAAGAUGAGGAUAGCAGUAAAAUUAAAGAUAAAAAGGCAAGUAAAAUACGGAAACAAAAAGUCUUCAUAGAGGAGGAAGAGUAUGAGGGGGAUGAUGAUGAUGGAGACGAUGAUGAAAAGGAAACCGAUGUUAAUGAAGAUGAUAACUGGAUGCUUGGUCAAACCAAAUUUCGAUCACAGAUUACUCAGCAGGUUCUGACGGCUACACACACCCCUGGAGUAGCUGAAGCUAGAUUAAACGAUUCAAAGUUUGACAUGUCAUUUGAGACAAGCAAAUUUGGAUGCCUUGAUGAGACUGAGUUGAACAGAAAUUCAAAUCAUGAAAUCUCUGGCAUUGAAGAUUUGAUCAAUGUAAAGCACUCGGAACUUGUCACUGAAAGCCAGGUCCUCGGUCUUUGCUCAGGUGCUUUUCAGACGCAACCACCACAGCCAUCAACAAUUGAUAAUGAGGAGGAAGAUCUUAAUUUUGUCAUGUCUCCAACUCCAGCAAGCACUCAAACCCAAGAUUCUCAGAAUCUUGGGAUAAAAAAAAUCUCCCCACUUCUUUCAAGUGAUGACGAAGAAGAACCAGGCUUGACUGUGAAAAAGAAGAAGAAUACCCUAAAAUUUUCAGAUGAUGAAGAUGAUACAUUGGACACAAAAGAAGAAGAAGCUGAAGAAAUUUUGAAUGAAGAAAGCGACAAAGAAGACCCAGACUCCAUCUCUGUGUUAGAUGAGGAAGAUGAUAACCGAAGCGUCAUGUAUGAUUCUGAAGAAAACGAGAUCAAAGUAUCCAAAAAAGAUGUUGGGCAGUUUUUCGAUAAAGAGGCUGAACUUUCAGAAUCAGAGUGGGAUUCGGAAGAUGAGGAUGAAAAAGGACUAGAUAGAAUGGACGAAGAACUUGGAGACCGAGAGCACAUUGAUGAGGAUGAGGUACAGAAACAACUGGGAAAAAUCCACAUGCGGCAGCUUCUUGAUGAUGACCAAAGAGACAUCAAAUUGCUUCAAGAGCGGUUUUUGGAAGAUGGAGAGUUGCAUGCUGAAGGUGGAAGGGAGAAGAACUUCCGAUGGCAAAACAUUAACAGCGCAGCCCUAGAAGCUUGGAGUCAACGAAGAGAUUCAGAUGAUGAAGAACCACAGGAAGAGGAAGAGGGAAACGAACAAAGUGAAGAACUUUGGCGGAAAAUGAGAGCGGAAAGGGAUGCUUUCUUUAAAAAAAUGAAGAAGAAUAAAGAUUUAGAUGAUUUAGACACUCAGCUGUAUGAUUUAGAUAAGGACUCUCCCAAGUUGGUGUCAGGUAGCGAAAAAGUCAAAGAAGUAAAUACGAAACCUGCUGGGGGAAUAAUUGAUCUCAAUGAACCUAUAGUAAAGAAGAAUGUUACUUCUGCCCUCUUUUUGCAAUCAACUACUCAUAUUUUGAGCAAAGGCUCAUUUUUGUUGAGAUCCGACCAAAUACUGAGUCGAGUAGGCCCAGUCGCAGCCACUGGGGGUGAAGUCCUAUUGAAUCAGAAAGCUAAGAACAGUCGAAAUUUUAUUUUUGCCCCAAUAAGUCCACCAAAAGAAGUUUCAGAAGACUCUCAAGAUCUGACCACAAUUCAGAAAAGGAAAUCCGCACCACUUAGUCCUGUGGCUGUGAAGAGACUCAAAGUUGCGGAGGAGAGAAAACCCAAUAUUAUGAAUAGAAAAAGUUUAUUGGGACAGUUAAAUUUCCAUUAAAAAUUUCAACGCCCUUUUAUCAGCAGGUCUCAGUCGCUUGCAGUUAAUUUUUCUUGUUUCCUUUAAAUUUCCUGAAUUGUUUCCUAUAUUUUUUCUUAUGUUAUGACAAAUGCAGCAAUGCAAAAGAUUUUACUUUACAUCGAUUCAGUAUCAGUGAGAAGUCAUUUAAUGGAAUGUUGUGUUCAAUUUUGUUUGGAUUAUCCUGUAGGAGAAGAAGAAUUGUAGUCACACAUUUUUUUAUUUUUACCAUAUUUUGAAUAUGUAUGUCAGUGCCGAGUUUUCAAGUAUAUAGCCUGUCUUGUCUUAACUCUAUAAAAGAUUCAGAAUUUAAACUUAAGGGUGGAAAAACCGAAAAAGAAUGCCAUGAAUGUAUCCACAGGGUGUGUGUAUCUAAAAUCUGGUCAUGGAUCUUUUGGAAGCAGCCGAUGUAAUUCGGUAGGCUCUUAUAGUAACUCAUUAAGAAUUGGACUUCAUUUUGCAAUCAGGAACUACAAUUUCUAGCUCAUCCAGAUAAACACUCAUGUGCAUAGGGCUGCUUAUGUUACAUGCGUUUUUUCUAGAUUGAACCGGACAUUGUAGUUGAUACUUGCACAAUGUAGUCCAAUCGAACAAAUUUGACUGGAAUCAGCCUAAUUGUAUUUCUCAUUGCCUAAUUUUCUAUAACAUUUUAUUUUUCAGCAGAGAACUGGACUACUCAGUGUUGCUUGAAUUUCUGUUUAAUGAAUGAAACCUAAGAGAAAACUAGGCUACGUCUGAUGUCGUCAGGCUGAUUCCGGUUAAGCUCAUCUAAUUAGCUCUCAAUCAAGAGUGCGUUGGAUCAAGAUUUCAUUGGUUUCUAGAGCUAAUUAGGUGAUGAAAUGUUUGCUUUAUCCAUGAUAAUUGAAUUUACCAGAGGUCUAAGCCUUUAACAGGCCGUUUUUCUUUCCUUUAAAGGUUGCUCCCGUUUUUGCUCUGACAUUAAAAAAGUGUUAUCAUCAGAUCAGAACAACAAAUCAAUGAAGCUUGGAAGAAUGGGAAAAAAUUAAAAAAUUGCCGUCACGCCGCAGAAAUGUUUGAUGAAUCACUUAGCAUUGGGUACCAUUUCUUUGAUGGGUACCUAUUGGGAUCUGCUUUUGACUUAGCAGAAGUCAACAUGUUUGUCUAUAGUUGAUAUAAUUGCAGAAGUUGCUCCUCUUUUGUGGCAUGGCAGCAAAUUUGUUCAUUUUUUCCUUUUUUUCCAAGUUUCAUUGAUUUGCUGUUCCGUUGUGAUGAUACAGCUCUAAUGUCAAAGCAAAAAUGGAAGCAACCUCUGAGGGGUAGAUAAACGGCUGGACAAUCAGCAUGAGACAACCCCUAGUAGAAUUAAUCGCCAUCCCAUAUCACACAUGUUUAUCUGUAAAAUCGGGACGGUCAAGUUCUCAAAUUUAUUGCCGUCUGAAUGGCACCCUCCCAAGGGUUUUUUUGUGGGAUGAUCGAAUUUACUCAAGGUCUAAGCCUUUAACAGAUUUCAGUUGAAAGAAGAUUUGAAUGACUUUGAACAGGGGAACAACAUACUUUGGUCCCUCAUCAAGUGCAGUAUUGUUGCUUUGUGGUCUCGAAGGGAACAAUAUGACUGAAUGUGGCACACAUUUUAAUUGGAUUUUGUAAAUUGAUAGUAAUUGAAAUUUAAAGGUUUUGAUUAACAUAUUGUGCAAAAAACUCCAUAGGUAAAUCAGUAGAAGCUAUUGCAAGCAAAAACAAUCACCUCAACAAAAGUUUGUUCAGAAAUAAAUGAGUUGAUCUAACUAUUCAUAUGAAUCUCAUUUUGCUUUUGAUUUUUCGACACAUGAAAGGGUGGGUGAUGAGACUUCUGAGAAAGAAUCUGUUUCUUUACCUUCUUGUACUUUCAGAUUGUGGGCGGUAAAAAAAUUAUUCUUUGCAUGCCGCUAUUUUUCUUCUACAUUUUACAUUGUUAGCCUGUUGAUUUUAAUUGAUAUUGAUGUAUAUUGCUCAUGAAUAACUUCUGCCAUUUUGACAAUCUCUUGUUAAAUAGAUUUUUGUUAUCUUAGCUUCAUAUGAUAUUUGUCUAUAUCUUGUUUUCAUUCUUAGAGUUUUAUUUUUUGUAAAUGACAACACAUUUGUAUUUUGUAAAUAAAAAUAUGUUCAGCGCCUGAAAGUCAAA